CUCUGCAUUUAGCAGAGUAGGGACCAGCUUUGGGGGCGCAAAGGAGCAAGGCAGGUUUCUCAAGACGAGCCUCUCGCAUUAGUCAAGCCUCAAGUGCAGUAUUGAGUGAGUUGGUGGUUGCUACAUCUUCAAAGCCGUAAGAGCGGCACCCUGAGUGUGCUUGUGUUUUAGUAAAGUUUGGGAUAGAAACCAACUCGAUCAUCAACUUGAUCAACUUGUACUGCCUUGGCUGUAAUUGAGUGAUUGUCCCGCCGUUCGGCAAGGGGACAUUCGUCUACUCAGAAGUUACACGAAGCAGGUGUGUGAAGACGAUAGAAGGUGCGAAAGAGCAGACAUAGCGGAACAAGAGGAAUCCAAGCAUGGGAGACCUGAGUGUCCUCCAUCUGCCGUCGGGCCCGACGGCCGCGGUUGCAAAAUUGCACCCGGUCGUCCUGUUUAACAUCAGUGAUGCAUACAUCCGGCGGAAUGAGGGCCAGGAGAGAGUGAUUGGAACGCUCUUGGGGACAGUGAGCAGCGACGGCACAGUGGAGAUCAAGAAUUCAUAUGCAGUGCCUCACAAAGAGACGAGUGAUGAGGUUGCGGUUGACAUUGACUUCCACCAGCGGAUGUUUGAUCUGCACCACCAAGUGAACCCUAAAGAAGCCAUCGUCGGCUGGUACUCCACUGGCGCCGGGGUCAGUGUCAGUGACGCCCUGAUCCAGGACUUCUACUCACGGGAAGCAAACAAUGCGAUCCUGUUGACGGUGGACACGGCGUUCACGACCGAGAAGCUGAAGCUCAAGGCGUUUGUGUCGACGCCAGUGCAGCUGGGGGACCGCCAGCUGGCGGCGCAGUUCCACGAGAUCCAGCUGGACUUGCGGCUCGUGGAGGCAGAGAGAGUUGGCUUCGAGGUGUUGAAGGAGACGCAGACGGAUCGGCUGCCGAACGAGAUCGAGGGGCUUGAGGCAACGGUGGAGCGGUUGCGAGGGAUGGUCGAUACUGUGGCGCAGUAUGUCAACAAAGUAGUGGACGGAAAGAUCCCGGCGGACAACACGAUCGGGCGGUACCUCGCAGACACGGUCGCUGUUGUGCCGAGAAUAAACCCCGAAAGCUUCGACUCGCUCUUCAACGAUAGUGUACAGGAUAUGCUGCUUGUUCUCUACCUCGCCAACCUCACAAGAACCCAACUAGCUCUCGCCGAGAAGCUCAACACAGCAAGCGCACCCGUGUAGACAUAGAAGAGUUUUUGCUUGCUCAGUUUCUGCGCUGAGCCCAUUGCUUUCGCCAAGUGCCGAAGGCAUUCAGAGUCCGAGGGGUUAAUUGUUUUGAGCACGUUCCAAGGGGAGGGAUCAGUGAGUUUCCGAAAAAAGAUGCGUCAGCUAAGGGAUUUCCGGAGGUGUUCGGCGCUCGAUUGCGCUGUUAUGCAUUCAGGGACGGUAGGAGAGCAACGAACCAGAAACUUGUCUAAUCCGAGUAUCGCAAUAAAGUGGCUUUUUUGGCCUUUCGAUCAAAGAGCACGCAAGUUGGCCGAUAGCUGCUUUGAGUUGCCACAGUUCGU
This is a messenger RNA of Klebsormidium nitens, 1537 nucleotides long. The record is from the annotation of a GenBank genome assembly. NCBI's taxonomy places the organism in Eukaryota, Viridiplantae, Streptophyta, Klebsormidiophyceae, Klebsormidiales, Klebsormidiaceae.